Molecule: messenger RNA, 6477 nt
Organism: Myiozetetes cayanensis
Lineage: Eukaryota; Metazoa; Chordata; Aves; Passeriformes; Tyrannidae
Gene: KATNAL1
Product: katanin catalytic subunit A1 like 1
Exons: 13
Coding region: 1945-3414 (489 amino acids)
Biological process (GO): microtubule severing
Cellular component (GO): microtubule cytoskeleton; microtubule
Molecular function (GO): microtubule binding; ATP hydrolysis activity; ATP binding
Source: RefSeq, a predicted model, not a curated record
GAGGACUCCAUUGGAGGUUGAGGAUAGAAUACCAGGAAAGAGGCACAUGGGAACCUGGGUGGAUAGAUGGAUGGAAGGGGAGAGGUGUGCUGAAGGAGGAGUGGCAGAGCAGAUGGGAGGGCAGGGAUGUGCAGAAGGCAGAGGAGACCGGAGGGCCGGGUGAUGAUUGUGGAGGAGGCAGUGGUCAGAGUGAGGCCUGGAAAGUUUCUCCGAGUAGUUGAGGUUGUAGUUUCGAGUUUCAUGUGUCCUACAGCCACGCUUAGGCUCUGUUGGUUUUGUUGCAGUAGGUGGUCUAGCCACAGUGUUACUUUUUUAAAAAUAAUUUUGAUACAAAAUUAUUUGGUACAAUAUUUCUAUUCCACACACAUUACUGUCAUGAUGUCAGUAUUGGCCUUUUUCCCUUUUCUCUCUCCGUUUUCUCUGAUGACAGUUCUAGUGUUUAUCUUGUAUUCUCCAAGAGCCAUGAGAGGGAAUAAAAUUGCAGUUUCUCUCAUAUGUAUGAUAUUCUCUCAAUAUCAUAUUUAAAAUAUACGUGUUUAUGAUUGGUAUGUCAGAGGGUGUUAUUUUUCCUUUCUGAAAAUCUGUAUCCUAAAAGCAUCAUUGCAUUAGUACUCCCUUGUAUGUGGAUAUUAAAUGUCUACUCCUACUACAGUUUCACAUGUCACAAAGCUGGGUUUCUUUCCAAGGGAUAUUUGAUUUUUAUUGCAGUUGCAGAUUGUUGAGUGGUUUCUUUUUUUUCCCUUUCCCCCCACCCCUAUGUCAGCUACAUCCUAGGCAGACUUAGGCUUCUUGCAGCUCCUGGUACUUGCCAGCCUGCAGAAGUGAACACUGCAGCUGCAGCGUGCUUCCAGGGUGCUUUGCUCUUGGAGACUCGGGCUUUUGAGCAGGUAAUGGAGAGAAAUGGAUCCUGCCCUGAGCAAAUCGCAAUCUCACGAAAGAGAACUAAAUGGAAGACAAGGAAGCAUCAACAAGCCUUUGUCUGGUUUUCUGUGUAAAUAAGUGUAAAGAAAAAAAAACCCACCUCAUUCUUUCAGGACUGAGCUGAGAAAUCUGAAGACUAAAAGCAUCUCUGUAGCACUAAGAACAAUAUGCUUAUUACUGUAUAUUUAAAAUAAUAUAUACUAUUCUUUAGAACAAUUCUAAAAAGCAAGAUUCUGAUUAAGAAAUACACAUUCUUUGUCCUAAGAACUCCAUUCUUUGGAAUUCAGAGGGGAGUUCAAAAGGUGGAAAAGUAUUCAGGCCAAAAUUCUGACCUCAUGAGUCAGGGUUAUAAACACGUGUGUGAGUCCUUUAAACCUGCAAUUAUUCAUGGAAAGUUUAUCUGGGUUGCAGAUUGGCUGGACUGGGAAUGUAGCAGCAGCAAACCGAGCCUUUGUGGAGCUGACUAUGGGUUGUCAGGGCUCCUGAACUGCAGCAUGGGGUGGAGCAUGGGUGUGCUGUAUCCAGGGCCAGGGUGCAGGAGCAGUUUAACUGCCUUUAUUGGCACAGAGCCUGACCUAGUAAACACUUUGAACCUGAGCUGGCUCUGUACAGACCCAUAUUGAGAAUCUUUGGUGGCAUGUUUGCUCUACCAGAAGUGCUUACACGUGAUACACAGAAAAGCAAGUGUCUUCACAAAGGACCAGAGGGAUUAUUGACUUGCACUGAGUUCCCCUUUGUUGACUUCUGGACAGGCCCUGCGGAUUCCUUCAGGCCAUUCCAGAUGUUCAGCUGUCUAGUCAGCAGUACUGCGGAACUGCUAUGACGUGAGAGCAUAUGUCCAGCAAUCUCUGGGAACUGUGGAACAUUUCUGUUUUGCUUGGGUAAAAUUUUGAUCAGAGAAAGGCACAUGUCCAGAAAAAUCCAGAGGUUUAUAUCUGGGUCAAUGUCAGGGACCCCAGCCAUCCUGAGUCAGAGAACAAGGAAAAGGAACUGAUGCUCUUUUUGUGUGAUUUAUGAGUGAAAAUGAACCUGGCAGAGAUUUGUGAUAAUGCCAAAAAAGGAAGAGAAUAUGCGCUUCUUGGGAAUUAUGACUCUUCUAUGGUAUAUUACCAGGGUGUCAUCCAGCAAAUCCAAAGACAUUGCCAGUCGAUCAGAGAUCCAGCAAUUAAGGGCAAAUGGCAACAGGUCCGACAAGAGUUAGUUGAAGAAUAUGAACAAGUUAAGGGCAUUGUCAGCACCUUAGAGAGUUUUAAAAUGGACAGACCUCCAGACAUCUCUGUAUCCUGUCAAGAUGAGCCUUUUAGAGAUCCAGCUGUUUGGCCUCCUCCUGUUCCAGCUGAACACAGGGCUCCACCUCAGAUAAAACGUCCCAACCGAGAAGGAAAGUCUUUGAGGAAAGACUCCCCAGGACUGCAGCCACGUGGGCCCGCAGGCAGAGCACAUGUGGUAUCCAAAGGUGAGAAGUCUGCAGGCAGCCGUGAAAGGGAAUCCAGAGCUAGAGGAAGAGAUGACAAGGGAAAGAAAAUACCACAGGAAUUUGGUGAUGGGGAAAUUCCAAAAUUUGAUGGAGCAGGCUAUGACAAAGACCUGAUCGAAGCUCUUGAAAGAGACAUUGUAUCAAGGAAUCCAAGCAUUCAUUGGGAUGACAUAGCAGAUUUGGAAGAAGCCAAGAAAUUGUUAAGAGAAGCUGUUGUUCUUCCAAUGUGGAUGCCUGAUUUCUUCAAAGGGAUCAGAAGACCUUGGAAGGGUGUUCUGAUGGUUGGUCCUCCUGGCACUGGCAAAACAAUGCUAGCAAAAGCUGUUGCUACAGAAUGUGGAACGACAUUCUUCAAUGUGUCUUCCUCUACACUGACGUCUAAAUACAGAGGCGAGUCUGAGAAGCUGGUCCGCCUCUUGUUUGAAAUGGCACGGUUUUAUGCUCCAACAACAAUCUUCAUUGAUGAGAUAGAUUCCAUCUGCAGCCGCAGAGGCACGUCCGACGAACACGAGGCCAGUCGCAGAGUCAAGUCAGAGCUGCUUGUGCAAAUGGAUGGUGUAGGUGGUGCUCUGGAAAAUGAUGACCCUUCCAAGAUGGUUAUGGUAUUAUCUGCUACAAAUUUUCCGUGGGAUAUCGACGAAGCUCUCCGACGGAGACUGGAGAAGAGAAUUUAUAUACCUUUGCCCACCGCAAAAGGUAGAGCAGAACUACUUAAGAUUAAUCUUCGCGAAGUAGAACUGGAUCCUGAUAUCAGCCUUGAAGAAAUUGCUGAGAAGAUUGAAGGCUAUUCUGGUGCUGACAUCACUAAUGUUUGCAGGGAUGCAUCUUUAAUGGCAAUGAGACGACGUAUUAAUGGCUUAACUCCAGAAGAGAUUCGUGCACUUUCUAAAGAGGAGCUUCAGAUGCCGGUAACCAAGGGGGACUUUGAGCUCGCUCUGAAGAAAAUCUCCAAAUCUGUUUCUGCUGCAGACCUGGAGAAGUAUGAAAAAUGGAUGGCGGAGUUUGGAUCUGCUUAAUCUCAGUGACAGUUUUCCUUUGCUGGAGUUUUAUGUCUUUUGUUGUUCUCACUUGCAAAAUGAGUUAGAAAUCUUUUUAAAGGUUUAAUAAAAGGUCUGCCUCUGCUCUCAUCCCAUCCCCUUCUGGUGACAGGAUCUUUUAAACUGUUUGCCUUUAAAGAGAAUGAAUACAAUAAUGAGCUGAUAUUGUAAAAUACAUUUUAUCUCUGAAAUAGUUAAAUAACACAAACAGGAAGGGAAAAAUGAUACUUAUGAGGGCAAUCUUUUGAUUUUUCAAAUGAGGAUUAGUGUUACUUAACUUCCUCAGAGUCAUCUUUCAUGGCUGGAAUCAAUUAAUCACCUGGGGGAUGUGACUCCAGAGAAACAAAAAAGGGCUCGCUGUACACCCUGCUCUUAAGUGCUACAUUGCUGUUGAGCUGCUUCUGCCUCCCUUGAAUGUGGCUUCCAAUGUUACUAUUCUCUCCCUCUGUGCUUGGAUAUUCAGAGCAAAGCCUGUGGAUUAAUUGGCAUUACACAGAGGAAAUGAGGAUCAGUUUUCCAUCAAGGCAUGGGCUUGUCUCUCCUCUCUUGUACACCCAUUUGGAACUGAUGUCACUUCAAACUGUAGUGGUUUUACCUGUGAUGACUUCUGAUGGAAAUGAGAGGAGAAGAAAAAGGCAUUGAUUGCUCUCAGUCUGGUUUAUACUUGAUCUCUGAACAUAGCUUGAAUGUGUUUGACAGUAGACACUUUGAAGUUUGACCAGUGGGCACUUUGACUUAGGUUAUAACUUGCACUUCCAUGCUUGUAUAUUAUCCUAUGCUUUGUCUGUGUUAUCUAAAUGUGAAUGUUAUUGUUUUAAUACUAAGAGUUUAAUACAGUAAAGACACUAAUUUCAAGACUGUAUUUAAAACUCAAGACUAUCCUUAAAACACGUGGCUGUGAACUUCCACUUCUGAUUAGAUAUGAACUCUUUCCUAGCUUUACUAGGCAAUGGAACUUGUACCUAUUUAUGUUGUAGAACUGCUCAUGCUUUAUUUUUUUUAAUGAAGAUUUCUUAAAAAUGUAUAAAUAUUAAUGAUUCGGUAAUAUUUAGAAACUAAUCUGUACGAUUUCAUUUAUGUUCUUAACUGUUUUUUCCCUUCCCUCAAACAAGUGCAGGGAUUAGAAGGGUUGAGUUAUAAAUUCUAGCAUAAGAAAUUGUCUCUGGAGUCCUGUCACACUGACUUAUAAGAGCUUUUCACAGACUCAGACUGCAAGUCUGACAUAUGAGGGUUUCCUGUGGUAGGAAUGUGAAGGGGUGGUCAAAUGAUCGAAAUUUACAGAGGAAUAUGCAAGCUCUCAAAUUUUUGGUGAAUUUGUGAGCUAGGCCUGAAGCAUCUUGGUGGAUGUAUACUGCCAUGCAGUUUGGUAGGUAUUCUUCCCUUCAGCUCUCUGCUGAGACUCCUCGUGGCAUGGACAGAUGAGACGAACUGGAGUAAGAAACAGCAGCUCCUCUUGAAUGGGAGUAUAUCCUUAUUUGCGCCUUUUUACUAGUUCUUGGAAGUUCCCAAUAAUAUCAUACACUCAGCACACUGGUCUCUUGGGUGAUGACAUGUAGACCACUAAGGCAAAAACCUUAGAUUAUGUACUUGCCUAUUUUUCUCAGGGAAGUGGUAGAAUCACUAUCCCUGAAAGUGUUUAAAAAAUGUGUAGAUGUGGCAUUUGGGGACGUGGUUCAGUGGUGAGCAUGUCAGUGCUGGGUUAACGGUCGGACUCCAAUGAUCUUAAAGGUCUUUUCCAACCUUUAUGAUUCUGUGAUUCCUCCCAAGGAAUAACUGGACCUUUAUAGAGAAAAAGCUUCGAAAGCAUUGAUAUGGUCUGUCAUUUCUUCCUUACAGAAGCUGUAGACUGAAGCAGUUAUUCUUUGUUUGUUUGUUGUACUGCAGUAGAAAUUAGUAAAGCUACGCACAUCUUUUGUGGCCAAAGCCAGAUUAGCACUACAGGGUCUCUCACUAGAGAGGCCAUUGCUGGCCAAGGAGCCUAGUCCGCACAAUCAAGAUGUGGAAGGGAAUAGAUAUGAAUGCCAGUAACCAACCCCAUUCAGCUGCCCAAGAGCAGUGCUGGGAUUCAGCAGUUGCUGCUUAGUAGGGUCUAAAUACAAGUUUGCUCAGUUUCACGUUGGAAGCAGCAGUGACCUUCCUGCUCAUGAAAGCACAACCCUUGGGAAAAAUGUUGGUCUUUAGCUCUUUGAUGAACCUUCUACCUUAAGGCAUUAAACUUCCCUCUUGACUGUUAAGCAAAAUUCACUGUACUGGGCAUUCCCUUUAGUAGGAAUUAUUCAGGUGCUGCAGUCUUUUUCUCUAAAGGUGAUGGUUUCUACCCCAGAUAUGUUUUUACUGAACAGGUCCAUUCAUCUUUUACAGCUGCAGAACAGAAAAUUGGAAUUUUUCAGGCAGUAGAUGUUUAUGAUGGUUGUGCCCCAGCAUUACACCUGUGACUUGGGCAGGGCUAGAUCGGGUACCCCAGAAGAGCAAGACCAUCCUUUCUCUGCUGAGACCUUCCAGGAUAGGGAUCUGGCCCUGUGUGCUGACCCUUACAUCUUUACCAAGUCAUGCUGGCACACUCACCUAGGUGGGCUGGGGGACUGGGUUAUUAUCUCGAGGGGAGCCAGCAGUGGGGUACAGCAAGGAGCAAUCUGAGAAGGGCAGUCAAUGGUGGCAGCAGCUUAAGGCCCGAAGGAUGAGCUUUUGGUUCAGAGUAAGUCCAGUUCAUGUCCCAUUGGUGGAAACCCUUGUGUAAGGAUGUUGGAUUCCUCAGAGGGCAAUGUACGAGCAUAUCACAGCCUGCUGCAACAAUGUGUUCAGUCUGCAUCUGUGUGUGGAGACCAUGCGCACACGUGUGGAUGCAUAUAUAUUUAUAUAUAUACACACACACAGUGAGUGGUGCUUCAGUAGUUGUACCCAAAUUGCAUAAAAAACCAUGUUUUAAAGCUGUGUUUACAUGUUUUCUAAACAUCUGCGAAGGCCCUCUUGGGUGGCACUGUAAUUUUUGUACAAUAUGCAAUCUGCUUGUAUGAAGUAAUAAAUGUACGUGCAGAGUCUGUC